This is a messenger RNA of Apiotrichum porosum, 1254 nucleotides long. RefSeq names its product Vacuolar ATP synthase subunit C (gene VMA5). Gene Ontology annotation, cellular component: vacuolar proton-transporting V-type ATPase, V1 domain. The record is from RefSeq and is a predicted model, not a curated record. The coding region runs from base 1 to 1254 and encodes 417 amino acids. Gene Ontology annotation, biological process: proton transmembrane transport. The transcript is spliced from 9 exons. NCBI's taxonomy places the organism in Eukaryota, Fungi, Basidiomycota, Tremellomycetes, Trichosporonales, Trichosporonaceae. Gene Ontology annotation, molecular function: proton-transporting ATPase activity, rotational mechanism.
AUGGCCGUCCUCUCCGUGUCGACGCCUCUAUCAACAGUAUCGUCAGUCGAGCAUCGCAACACUGGCAUUCAUCCAAACAUGCCGUCUGAUCUCUCUUUCUGGAUCGUAUCGGUCCCCCUCCCCGACGGCGACCCCAACAGCGUCGUCGAAGACGUCCGCAAGGCUACUGGCGGCACCGUCCCCGUCGGAGGCUGGGAGAUUCCCGAGCUCAAGGCCGGCACUCUCUCGUCGCUCAUCACGCUCUCGGACUCGCUGCCCAAGACGGACGCUCAGUUCACGCAGACCGUCUCCAAGCUCCUCGACACCCUGCGCUCCCUCGUCAGCGAAGACAAGACCCGUCUUGCGCAACAUGCCCGUGUCAAUGACCGCGCAACAGAGGCCUACGUCCUCCCGGACCCCACUGGAUCUGGCGGCUGGCGCUGGGACAAGGGACGCUGGGGCGACGGCGGCAAGGUCGGCGAUGUCGUGACUGCCCUCACCGAGGAGAUGACCACCAUCGAGACCUCGCAGAAGCAGAAGACCCAGACGUACAACCUCGCCAAGGGCGCCCUUACUUCCCUGCAGAGGAAACGGACUGGAAACCUCUCGCAGCGCUCGCUCGUCGAUGUCGUCAAGAAGGAGGACAUUGUUGAGAACUCCGAGUUCCUCGAGACCCUUCUCGUUGCCGUGCCCAAGACCCUUGUCAAGGACUGGGAGUCCAAGUAUGAGCGCCUCACCUCCAUGGUUGUUCCCAGGAGCUCCCACCAAGUUGCCGUGGACGACGAGUUUGCGCUCAUGUCCGUUACCCUCUUCAGGAAGGUUCGCGACGACUUCAUCCACAAGGCCCGUGAGAACAAGUUCAUUGUCCGCGACUUCAAGUGGGACGACGCUGGUCUCGAUAACCAGAAGAAGGAGCUUGCCCAGCUUGAGAAGGAGGAGAAGGAGCUCUGGACCGAGCUGCUCCGCCUGUCGAGGAUAAACUUCUCCGAGGCGUUCCAGCUCCUCGCACACCUGAAGACCGUCCGCCUCUUUGUUGAGAGCGUGCUGAGGUACGGUCUCCCCGCCGAGUACGCCGGUGUCAUUGUCAAGCCCGACCCCAAGACUGCCGUCAAGACCAUCAAGCAGCUUGCUGCGCGCUACAACUACCUGGGGUCCGGCAAGAGCAAGGACACCAAGGCGGCCGCCAACGACGAUGUGGUUGGCGAGUGGGCCAACGUUAUGGAGCAGGAAUACUACGACUUUGUGCUGUUUGAGAUACCCAAGGUGGAGUUUUAG